AUGAAACCUGUUUGUUUUGUCAUCUUUCCCCUAUCCCUAGCGGCUGUCCUCAAACAUGGCAACAGUAACACAGCUGUCGAUUUCGCACGACGCGGCUUGGGCGAUGACUUGAGCACCGAUCUUAUUCUCACGGAUGAUGAUACGCAUGUGAAGGCUGAGAACAAACGUGGGCUUGGUGACGACUUGAGCACCGAUCUUAUUCUGACGGAUGAUGAUACGCAUGUGAAGGCUGAGAACAAACGUGGACUUGGUGACGACUUGAGCACCGAUCUUAUUCUGACGGAUGAUGAUACGCAUGUGAAGGCUGAGAGCAAACGUGGACUUGGUGACGACCUGAGCACCGAUCUUAUCCUCACGGAUGAUGAUACGCAUGUGAAGGCAGCAGAGAGGAAGCGAACGACAAAGGCUUUUUAA
Molecule: messenger RNA, 414 nt
Organism: Colletotrichum truncatum
Lineage: Eukaryota; Fungi; Ascomycota; Sordariomycetes; Glomerellales; Glomerellaceae
Source: RefSeq, a predicted model, not a curated record